UAUAAUUUUCUUAAAGGAUUAUGGAUAGGCUGUCAUAUUCAUCCAUAUAUGCUAUUACAGAUCACGAACCCAGCGUUGAACAUAAAAAAAAUUAACAGAUUAGAAAGAAGGAAAAAAAAAUGGCAGCGGUGAACGGUGAAAACCAGUACGACAGAGCCGAAGAAGUAAAACGAUUCGACGAAUCAAAAAUCGGAGCAAAAGGGCUAGUCGAUUCAGGCCUUACUGCUAUCCCUCGCUUCUUCAUUCACCCACCCGAAAAUCUUUCCGACCUCAAACCAAAACUCGAGUCUGUUGUCAUCCCAACCAUCGACCUGUCGGGGCCUCGUUCCGUGGUAGUGGAGCAAGUUGCCAGUGCAUCCCGAUCCUUUGGGUUCUUCCGGAUCCUAAACCAUGGAAUUCCCGUGCAAGUACUGGACCGUACGAUCGGUUCCGUCAGAGCUUUCCAUGAGCAGCCACAGGACGUCAAGGCAGGGUUCUAUAGGAGGGACAAAGGAACCGGUGUAUCCUUGGUUUGCAACAAUGACUUGUUUCACUCUAAAGCUGCCAGCUGGAGGGAUACGCUCCGGAUAAGCGUAGGACCAAAUUUACCGGAGCUUGAGCAGAUUCCUGAAGUUUGCAGAGACGAGGUAGUUGAAUGGAACUUGCAGACUAAAGCAUUAGGAGAGUGGUUGAUGGGACUAUUGUCCCAAGGGCUGGGAUUGGAUACCGACAAGCUUAAGAACACUUCCUGUUUGGAAGGAAGAUAUAUGGCGUGCCACUACUAUCCUUGCUGUCCCCAGCCUGAUCUGACGCUCGGCAUUGCAUCUCAUACAGAUCCUGGAGUCUUGACGGUGUUGCUGCAGGAUCACAUUGGUGGCUUGCAGAUUAAGCAUGAAGAGGAAUGGGUGGAUGUCAAACCUGUACCUGGAGCUCUUGUUAUAAACAUUGCAGAUGUUCUUCAAAUUAUGUCAAAUGAUGAGUACAGAAGUGCAGAGCACAGAGUGCUGGCCAAUUCUUCCGAUGAACCCCGAGUAUCUAUUGCUGUUUUCUUCAAUGCUAGUGCCAGGGAAGCCUUAUAUGGACCAUUUUCUGAGCUUACUUCACCAGAGAAACCAGCCCGCUAUCGUCAAUUCGUAUAUGAUGACUACAUAAGAAGGUUCCACAACAUGGAAUUGGACGGCAAAACUUUGACAAAUUACUAUAAGCUCUAAGGGGUUUUCUUUUUAUCUAAUAUGGGCUUGUACUGGACUUUCUUGGGUUUACUAGAGGGCCCAACUUUUUUGUGUUCCUCUCUCAGCCUCUCUCGUUGAAACUUGAAAGAGCCCCUCCAUCUCCAUCCAAACCAGAAGCUCUCUGUGCAACGAGUGGCUCGGCAUUCUCCGACGACUUCGACGACUCAGACAGGGUUGACGCAGUCCCUUCUGCAAAUAAACGCCGCUUGUUCUUUAAGAUUUUUCCUCAAAUGAAAACCUGGUAUUAUUCAAGAUUUGAAAUGUCCCGAUAGUUCUAGUGGAUUUGAUUUGUUUGAAGGUUCUUGCUUUGAUUCAAUUUCAUUUUGGGCUUUUCAAGUUUUAGAUGCUUCAAACUUCAAACCAUAAUGAACCCUUGAAUAUAACUCAGCUUCUCGUGUAAAUUAUACCCAUUUUUCAAUGUAACCGCCGUUCUCCUUUUUCCUCUUCGUCUGGUUCUGCUUCUGAUAAGUGGCUACGAGUUCGGACGUGCCGUCACCUUUUCUUGACCAUGUCCAAAAUUUUUUUUCUAUUUUACCGUGUCCGGAUGUAUUCCGUAAACAUUUAUGCCGUUUUGGUGGAGUCUCCGUAUUGGAUACGAGUACGCGAGGUUUCCCUCGUGUUCAUGCUUUAUACAUGGUUGAAAAUCUUUUCUGUAAAUAGAGGGAACAUAUC
This is a messenger RNA of Durio zibethinus, 1883 nucleotides long. NCBI's taxonomy places the organism in Eukaryota, Viridiplantae, Streptophyta, Magnoliopsida, Malvales, Malvaceae. The record is from RefSeq and is a predicted model, not a curated record.